Paramecium octaurelia is the source of this 340-nucleotide messenger RNA. NCBI's taxonomy places the organism in Eukaryota, Ciliophora, Oligohymenophorea, Peniculida, Parameciidae. The record is from the annotation of a GenBank genome assembly.
AUGGCCACAUUGAUAUUUUCCUUCUCAACCCAACGUUUUGAUAAUAAAUACAAGUAGAUAGAGAAUUGAAAAUGAAGAAAAGUCAUUCUUUCUCAUCUUCAAAAAAUCAUGAAUGGAUGGUUAUUGGUCAUCAGAUACAGAUUGUUAAGCUAAAUAUAAAAGUGCUGGAGUAAUGAGUUGUGGUAAUUACUAACAAAACUGCUGUGAUGGUACUAAGUGCAGACAAAAAGAAAAUUUCUACUCCUCAUCUUUGAAAUGUGAUCAAAGAAAUAAAGUACAAAGAUGCACUACUCCAAAAGAUAUAUAAAUUUAAUAUUAAAAAGUUAAUCUGUUCUUCUGA